UUCCUUUACAAUCCCUCCCUGACCGGCAGGUGACGCGAACAUCCUCAGCACCACCACCUGUCUUCGUGUUCCCAGGGCAAACAGUUUUGGGGUGGAAAAAGAGAAAUUGUGUAGAGCGACAUUGACUGUACGCAUUUCUGGUGAAACCGAUCUUCAUUCCAUUUGGCCAUGGUGAAGAAGAGGGUGCCAGACUGGCUCAACAGUUCUCUCUGGUCCGCUUCUCCCUCUGCCACCGAAGAUGACCGCCUCCAGCGCUACGAUUCCAAGCCCUCCACCCCUACGCCUCCUUCUCCGGUCGCUCCGCCGGUCCCCGAGCCCCCUCCUGCCGUCGUCCAAGAAGAGCCCCCAAAACCGGAGCCCAAGGAAUCCGUAAACAAUGUCCAUGACGCAUCCUCCGACGACUCAGCCGAGGACAUUUCUCGCCAGGCUCAGCUCUUGGCGGAGUUAUCAAAGAAGGUGAUAAAUGUGCGGGAACUGCGGAGGCUUGCGUCGCAGGGUAUUCCUGAUGGCGCUGGGAUUCGUUCUACGGUGUGGAAGCUCUUGCUGGGGUAUUUACCGACUGAUCGUGGACAUUGGUCUUCAGAAUUGGCUAAAAAGAGGUCCCAAUACAAGCAUUUCAAAGAAGAGCUUUUGAUGAAUCCUUCAGAAAUCACAAGGAGGUUGGGUAAAUCUACAAGUCCUGACGAUGAACCUAAAUCUGAAGGCAGUGGCAUGCUCUCAAGAUCAGAAAUCACUCAUGGAGAGCAUCCUUUGAGCCUUGGAAAGACCAGCAUCUGGAAUCAGUUCUUCCAGGACACAGAGAUCAUAGAGCAAAUUGACCGAGAUGUCAAGCGCACUCAUCCAGACAUGAACUUCUUCUCUGGGGACACGCCAUCUGCAAAAGCAAAUCAGGAGGCUUUGAGGAACAUAUUGAUUGUGUUUGCAAAGUUGAAUCCGGGUAUAAGAUAUGUGCAAGGGAUGAAUGAAAUUUUGGCGCCUCUAUUCUAUGUAUUCAAAAAUGACCCUGAUGAGGAAAAUGCGGCUUCUGCAGAAGCGGACACAUUUUUUUGUUUUGUCGAGUUAUUAAGCGGAUUCAGGGAUCAUUUCUGUCAGCAACUCGAUAACAGUGUUGUUGGUAUCCGAUCCACAAUUACAAGGUUGUCGCAACUCUUGAAAGAACAUGAUGGAGAGCUCUGGCGUCAUCUUGAGAUUACAACCAAAGUCAAUCCCCAAUUUUAUGCAUUUAGAUGGAUAACUCUCCUCUUGACUCAAGAGUUCAAUUUUGCGGACAGCCUUCACAUUUGGGACACACUUCUAAGUGAUCCUGAAGGUCCUCAGGAGACACUGCUUCGGAUAUGUUGUGCAAUGCUGAUUCUUGUCCGGAGGCGACUGUUGGCAGGUGAUUUCACUUCGAAUCUCAAGCUGCUCCAAAACUACCCUUCAACAAACAUCAGCCACCUGCUUUAUGUUGCUAACAAGUUGCGUGCUCAAUCCACUGGCUAAUCUAGUUAAACCAUUUUUAUUUUUAUUUUUGUCAUUUGUGUUAUUUCCAUUAUUUUUGUGAUUCCAAAUUUAUUAUUUGUAAAAUGUAUUGGAUGUAAAUGUUGGUUGAAAGUAGCAGCUAACAUGAGAAGACAAGAAGUCUGAUGCAACAAAGUUUAAUUGGAUUUUAAAUUAAGAUAAUAGAGUUGUGUAAUCAGGCUUAAGAGACCUAUUCUUUGAUUGGUAUAGUGUACUGGAUACUCUGUUAUAAUUGGGGUUUGGGUUUCCACUA
Molecule: messenger RNA, 1753 nt
Organism: Vitis riparia (riverbank grape)
Lineage: Eukaryota; Viridiplantae; Streptophyta; Magnoliopsida; Vitales; Vitaceae
Product: TBC1 domain family member 13-like
Exons: 9
Coding region: 169-1482 (437 amino acids)
Biological process (GO): activation of GTPase activity; intracellular protein transport
Molecular function (GO): GTPase activator activity
Source: RefSeq, a predicted model, not a curated record